This is a messenger RNA of Mytilus trossulus (common blue mussel), 4495 nucleotides long. RefSeq names its product EF-hand calcium-binding domain-containing protein 6-like. Lineage: Eukaryota; Metazoa; Mollusca; Bivalvia; Mytilida; Mytilidae. Gene Ontology annotation, molecular function: calcium ion binding. The record is from RefSeq and is a predicted model, not a curated record. The transcript has 24 exons. The coding region runs from base 220 to 3834 and encodes 1204 amino acids.
UACUUUGUUACCCAUGACAAUUAUGUACACUAAGAUGGCGGAUGUUUGAUAUGACAUGGGUCAAGUCCGUCAGGUGUAAUAUUAUACCGGUCGUUUAUGUUUGAUUUAAUAACUUAAGGUAUUAAAUAAGUGACUUAAUGUACUAUUGUUGGAAAAAUAAAUAAGGAUAAUGUGUUUUAACUGACCAAUUAUUGAAGGACAUUUUGGAUAAGGACAGCUAUGGCGAGCAGUAUGGCAGUGCCCCGUUCCUCAAGAUCCGUAGGUUCGGGGAGGGGAAAGAAUAUGCCCCUCAUUACUCAUCCUAUGGCUAAUCUAGGGGACAUGACAGAUUUAUCAAUACGUGGAACAUCAAGCCUUGGUUUACACAGACAGAAAACUGAUGUAUCGUUUAACCGAACAAAACAAGAUCUUGGUGCCAACGUAAGGAGGUCGACCACUGCUGUCGAGAGAGAUGAAGAUGGUAUUCCCAAUGGAAGAAAGAGUUGUCCAGAUAGAAUACUACAAUGGCCACCAGAGUAUUUAGUUGGACCCAAAGCAUCAGCUGUUAAAUGCGAGGACUUACAGUUUUCUCCGGCUAGAGAUAAAGUCCUAGAGCUGACUGAUAUAGUACGAGAAAGACUAACGACAGGAUAUUACGGACUACGCCAUCUUUUUAGAGCCAAUGAUCCUACCGGCCAAGGAAAUGUGUCAAGAGAAGCAUUGCUCCGGAUACUGUAUUCCUUGUGUGGAUUUAUCACAAGAGAACAAUACUCAAAGUUUCUUAAAUCUCUUGGAUUGGAAGGAAAGGAAACCAUAGCAUUUGACAACUUUGUAGCAUGUUUUAAAGAAAAUGAGACAGUACAGAAACAAUGGGUAAGCCCAGUACAGAGAUCAGCAUUAGAGGAGGCAUUAAAACGGAGGCAUCCUGAAGAUAGACUCAAACUUGAUUUGAAAAGGCACGAUCCAUAUACAUCUGCACCAUUCUCUGAUACGAUCUUCAAAAGUAAAUUGAAAACUAUUGAAGAUGCUAGAAAGGUGUUCCCAGCAAUAUGUUUUGAACCUGAUGGUAUGAUAGUGCCACCACAACUACGAGAAGCAUACGCACACAUCGGCAUUUAUCUGCACGAUUCAGACUUCCAAGUUUUGUGGGAUAGAUAUGACACCGAAGGUUCAGGUGGUAUAAGAACAAUUCCAUUUCUCAGAAAGCUUGGUUGUGAUUUGAAUCCAAGACCAAAAACAUUCCACAGAUCACAUACGCAAGUGCCCGUUCAGCAACCACAGAGGCCAAAGUCCGAUCAUUUCCUGUAUAAAUCCGUCGAUAUCAUAGACAAAGUGCAACAUGAUGUGGAAACUGACACUGCAUUGCAAGUAGAAAAGACAACAGAACAGAUAGGGAAUGGAGUGAUUAAAACGACAGAGAAGUCAGAAACAACGGUUGAGAAGGAAAGCAAAACAGAAUCUACGGAAUGUCAAACUAAAGUUAAACCAGCAAAACCAAAACUAAGGAAAGGGCAACCAAAAUUAGAUAACAUUAUAGACUGUUUACAUUAUAGGUUUGAAGAAUCAUACAACGCAAUAUUAACAGCAUUUGAGUUGUUUGACAAUUUGAGUGAUGGAUAUAUUUCCAGAGUAGAUUUCAGACGUGUUCUACAGGAAUUUGGCUUUAACAUUUCAAUAAGUGAUUUAGAUCAUUUCUUAUCUAGUAUUGAAAAACUUUCAAAACAACUAAAUGAUAAGACACUGAGUAAAACAUUCAAAAGCAUAUUUGGCGGGAGACUUAAAGGAAGUGCAAGCACUACAAUGGAUAGAUUAGCAGAGAAAACAGUUCAAGAAAAAGAGUCACAGGUUACAAUGGGGAAAGCUGAUGUUGGAAGUCGAGUAAGAAAAACAGCUUGGACUGAAUUAGAAGAAAGUGACUCUAAUAUGCAAAUUGGCAAUUCGAAUAUAAUAAAUAGACAAUCAACUAAUUCACAUCAGAAAAACGUAACUGAGCGGAAAAAGACAGCUCACUUUGGAAACUCAAGUUUUAACAAAAUGGCCAAAGCAAUGCGAGAGAGGAAAGAAAACCAGCAGUCAUCAAGUGCAAUUGUCGGUAACAGAUGCUUUAGUAGAGUAUCAGAAAGGGUAACAGAGAAAACAAUCGACCAAGAUAAACGAUGCGUUAGUGUAGGGAAUACAAGUAUAAGUGUGGAAACAAAAACAACACAUAAGUCCGUUAGUUCUGUCGACAUCAGGGCCAGUAUAAGAUCUAUAAGGGGUCAACUGAACUACAAGGAAUUCUUGUACAAGUAUCAGAGCAAGUCAGAAAACAGUAUGACUAACAGAAUUGUUACAAACCAAGCCCAUAUAUUUCAACAUGAUUCCCAACCAUUGCCAAACAGCAAUUUAAGCGUGGAGGAAAUGGAAGCCAAACUGGUUGAUUAUUUCCAUGGUGAUUUCCUCAAGCUUAUGAGCUUUUUGAAAUCAUGCGAUAAGUAUGGUCUGGGUGUAAUUACUCCUCAUGAGUUCCGUGGUGCUUUAGAGAAGAGACUUGGUUACACUAUGUCCGAUAAACAAUGGGAACAGUUGAAAAAUGAUGUUGGACAAGAUGCAGAUGGUCUUAUACCUUACAACAAAUUCCUCCAACUUUUCGAUGUUAUCAAAGCGAACAAAAAAAGGCCUGGAUCUUGGAAUAAGAAACAGGAAGGAGGGGUAGACGUUGUUAAGGUUGUAAAGUCAGACAUGCCAACACCAGCAGUAGUAGAAUUGUUAAUGAAAGAGAAAGCAAAGACGUCUAUAUCAUUCAAGGAGGUGGAGAAACCAAAAAUAGAUGGAUCAGGAAAUAAAACGAUUGUAGAGCUCAAACGACUGCUCGAGGAAUUGUUCAAAAACAAGUUUCACACUUUUGAUAAGCAUUUCAAACAAAUGGACAGGAAAAUGAUGGGAAGAAUGAGUAAAUGGCAGUUUGGAGCAUUGAUAAAAUUGUGUGGUUUAUCAAUGAACCAACAGGAACUUGAUAAAGUAUGGGCCACACUCAGUGUCGCUAAUGAUGGAAUGUACAGCUACAGUGCACUUAUACGACACUUUAUGCAGUUUAAAAGUAAAAAUAAAACAGCAGAAAAUGUUUUAAUUGAGGACACUACAGAUGCUGUAGAGCGGGCCCAUCAAGUUCAGAGAGAGAGAAGAGAGAAGAAAGCACAAGAAACGCAUAUGCCUAUAGAAACAAUUGAACCAGAACCUCAGAAAACCGCACCAUCCUCUGCUAUGUCAGUGAAGAGUGUUCGUACAAAAGACUUACUUGUUAAGGUGAAACCAGACGUGAUUAGUAACUGGGAAGGACUGAAAUCUGUUUUCAAAUAUAUAGACAAGAAUGGUUGUGCGACAGUUAACUACAACGAAAUAACAGAAGUAAUGGAGUCAAUGAAGUUUAAUCUAUCAGCAGAGGAACUGAAGGAACUAAUACUGAGGUUUGAUUUACAGAAAAAUGGAAGAUUCCAUUAUUUGGAGUUUAUGAAAUGUUUUUCAAACCGACCUGUACCAGCGUCACGUUACAAAACCCUUGUCUACAGCAAACACGCACACAAACUAGAGCAAAAACAACGGGACAUAGGAUCAGCCACUGUGGCACAAGUAAUAAACAAUAUGAGAAAGAAGAUGAUGAAUGAACACAGAAAUCUAAAGAGAGCCUUUAAAAAGAUGGAUCGUCAAAACAGAGGUUAUCUCAGUGUUAUUGAUUUCAAGAAGGUUUUGACAACUUGCAAAGUUAGCUUUAGCAAUGAAGAUUUUUACCAUAUCCUCUCCGAAUUUGACCAUAACAUGACUGGGAAAAUAUCUUAUCAAGAUUUUCUAACAACUUUCAUGAAUGCAAAUAUAUAGAAUAAGUAGAAAUAGUGACGAUGUAAAUUUGAAGUUCCUUUUUUGGUGCAUUUUUGAAGCAAGAAAUAGUUUUGUUAUGAUGAAUUUUUCAGAAAUUGGAAAGAAAGGUUCAGAUAGCAUUUAGCAAGAUUUUUAUAGAAUCAGUAGUUGCGAAUAAUACACCUGGCUUAUUUCUUACAUAUUUUGCUUUUUUACUUCAGAAUAUUUCAAGUAAAGAUAUUGUUUUAAAUUUCUUUCUGUGCCAAACAAAAAUGAGGGGCAGAUGAUAUUAGAUUAACUCGUAGAUACCAAAAUUGACAUAAUCUGUUAUUAUGUUACUUUACUGUUAUAUUUGUUUAGAUACUGUUAUGUUUAUAUUAUUUUAUAGUCAAAUUGUUAACUUAUUCUGUGAUAAUAAAUGUUUUUGUAAUGUUCCAAUGUUACAUGUACGUCUGUUUGUUCUAAAUGAUCAUAUAUAUUAACUCAUUAUCUUUGUAGGAGAGGUAGAAUCAAAUGUUUAAGCAGAAUUUGCAUUUAUUCAUUUUUAAUCAUUAACAAAUAUUAAGCAUUUAGAAGAAUGUUAAUGAGCUUUAAAAAUUAAAUCAUUGAAAUACAAAACAUGAUAUAUUAUCAUAUCUGUCAAACAAUUACGGUAGUUGUUUUAAAUUAGUUUUCUUUUGAC